AUAUAACGAUACAGAAGCUUUUAUGUUACCCUACAGAGUCCAUACAUUUUUCGACAUUACUAAUAGUUAUACAUACAUAAUAAUGUAUUUAUAUCUAUUUCCGAUGUUUUAUGCAUCUAUCUGUCAUAUGGCGGCGAUUUGUUUAUUAGUUAUUUUAGUAUUCCACAUUUGUGGCGAAUUAUCCAUUUUAUCAUACCGCAUCAAAAAUGUCACAACAUACUCACAAGAUAUAGUUGUAAACAGAAUUCAUAGUUUUGUUCGAAUGCAUCUCAAAAUAAUAUGGAUGGCGAAAUCUGUGGAUAAUAUUUUUAAUUUAAUUCUUUUGGAUGAACUUCUUGGCAAUAGUGUUGUAUUGGCUAUUUCAAUGUACUAUGUCAUAAUAAAUUUACAGGUUUCAGAAAUGGCAACUUGUUGCACUUUUAUAUUUUUUGCGGUUAUUGCGCUUGUUAUGCUUUUUGGCUACUGUUUAAUUGGUGAUCAACUGACACAACAGAGUAUAAAUGUUCAAGAUGCGUAUUACCAAUGCGAUUGGUAUGAAAUGCCAUUAAAUUGCAAAAGAUGUUUACUGAUAUGUAUGAUUCAUGGUCAAAUAAUGCUAUAUUUAACAGCUGCCAGAUUUUACGUAUUCUCUUUAAACAGUUUUACAGAUGUUAUCAAAACUUCUUUGGCAUAUUUGUCGAUGCUACGUACUCUAUUAUGAAGAAUUAUUAAAAAAGUGCA
Camponotus floridanus (Florida carpenter ant) is the source of this 720-nucleotide messenger RNA. RefSeq names its product odorant receptor 22c-like. Gene Ontology annotation, cellular component: plasma membrane. The coding region runs from base 23 to 700 and encodes 225 amino acids. The record is from RefSeq and is a predicted model, not a curated record. Gene Ontology annotation, biological process: detection of chemical stimulus involved in sensory perception of smell; sensory perception of smell. The transcript is spliced from 5 exons. Lineage: Eukaryota; Metazoa; Arthropoda; Insecta; Hymenoptera; Formicidae. Gene Ontology annotation, molecular function: olfactory receptor activity; odorant binding.